AUAUGCUGCAUCAAACAACGACAUAACUACGGCAGAAAAUUUUCCCUCGUCCUCUUACCUUUUUUUGUCUUCUUAGUAAAAGUAAAGCACUUACUCUUAUAUCCCACGAGGUGGAAUGGGCGCACUGCUACCAGUUCGCAGAAGAUAAAGAAAGCAUGGCGCCGGUGAAAACAUAAUCUAUCAAGAUCUAUUGUUAGCUUAUGUCUCUACAACUUUUAGAGGAGGAGGAGGAGGCGAGAGAGGCCAAACAAAUGUCGUGAGAAAUAAUAUGUUGAUAGUUGC
Messenger RNA from Amoebophrya sp. A25, 282 nucleotides. The record is from the annotation of a GenBank genome assembly. NCBI's taxonomy places the organism in Eukaryota, Dinophyceae, Syndiniales, Amoebophryaceae.